GUUGUGAAGCCCCCCCCGGGCUCCUCACGCAGCCCAGAGGCCUUGUUUGUGGGUUUGGCCCCGCUUUAGGGCCCGACCCCUCCCUCCCGGCCGGGCCCGCCCCCGCCGCCAUGUUCGCGGCGCCGCUGAGCAGGGCCCGCAGGUCCCUGUUUCUGACGGGCAGCAUCGCCAUGGCCACGGCGGGGAGAGCCAGGCCGCCCGGCCCCCCUCGUUACACCAACCGCCUGAUUAACGAGAAGUCCCCCUACCUCCUGCAGCACGCCCACAACCCCGUGGACUGGUACCCCUGGGGUCAGGAGGCCUUUGAUAAAGCCAAGAAAGAAAACAAGCCGAUCUUUCUGUCAGUGGGCUACUCCACCUGCCACUGGUGCCACGUGAUGGAGGAGGAGUCCUUCCAGAACAAGGAGAUCGGCACGAUUAUGAACGAGAACUUCGUGUGCAUAAAGGUGGAUCGUGAGGAGCGGCCAGAUGUGGACAAAGUGUACAUGACCUUCGUGCAGGCUACCAGCGGUGGAGGUGGGUGGCCGAUGAGCGUCUGGCUGACUCCAGACCUGAAGCCCUUCGCAGGGGGGACGUACUUCCCUCCUGAGGACAGCGCUCGCCGCGUUGGCUUUCGGACUCUGCUGCUUCGCGUCACAGAGCAGUGGAGGCAGAACAAAGACGCCCUGCUGGAGAGCAGCCAGAAGAUCCUGGAAGCUCUGCUAGCCAUGUCCCAGAUCCGCGUGCAGGGCCAGCAGUCACCCCCGCCAUCCGAGGAGGUGCUGGCCACCUGCUUCCAGCAGCUCUCCAACUCCUACGACGAGGAGUACGGCGGCUUCUCCGAGUCCCCCAAGUUCCCCACCCCAGUGAACCUGAAUUUCCUCUUCACCUACUGGGCCCUGCACCGAGCCACCCCAGAAGGGGCGCGGGCACUGCAGAUGGCUCUGCAUACCCUCAAGAUGAUGGCUCAUGGGGGCAUUCAUGACCACAUCGGGCAGGGGUUCCACCGCUACUCCACCGACCAGCACUGGCAUGUCCCUCACUUCGAGAAGAUGCUGUACGACCAGGGGCAGCUGGCGGCUGCCUACAGCAGAGCCUUCCAGAUCUCCGGGGAUGAAUUCUUCGCUGAUGUUGUCGGGGACAUCCUGCUCUAUGUCUCGCGGGACCUGAGCGACCAGGCCGGAGGUUUUUACAGCGCAGAAGAUGCAGAUUCCUACCCCACUGCUGCAUCCAGCGAGAAGCGAGAGGGGGCUUUCUGUGUCUGGGGGGCCGAGGAAAUCCGGGCUCUCCUCCCCGACCCGGUCGAGGGGGCUGCUGAGGGGACAACCCUGGGAGAUGUCUUCAUGCACCACUACGGGGUGAAGGAGGACGGCAACGUGAGCCCCAUGCAGGACCCCCACCAGGAGCUGAAGGGCAAGAACGUCCUCAUUAUCCGGUCCUCCCUGGAGCUGACGGCUGCCCGCUUUGGGCUGGAGCAGGGCCGGCUCAGCGCCCUGCUGCGGGACAGCCAGCACAGGCUGCGGGCAGCCCGGGCACAGCGGCCACGGCCCCACUUGGACACCAAGAUGUUGGCCUCGUGGAAUGGACUGAUGAUCUCGGGCUUUGCCCAGGCUGGGGCAGCGCUGGCCAGGCAGGAGUACGUGAGCCGGGCAGCGCAGGCGGCCGGCUUUCUGCGCAGGCACCUCUUUGACCCGGCCAGCGGGAGGCUGCUGCGGAGCUGCUACCGGGGCGAGGACAGCGCGGUGGAGCAGAGCGCUGUCCCCAUUCAGGGGUUCCUGGAGGAUUACGUCUUCGUCAUCCAAGCUCUCUUUGACCUCUACGAAGCCUCCCUGGACCAGAGCUGGCUGGAAUGGGCCCUGCAGCUCCAGCACACGCAGGACAAGCUCUUCUGGGACCCCAAGGGCUUUGCCUACUUCUCCAGCGAGGCUGGCGACUCCUCUCUGCUCCUCCGCCUGAAGGACGACCAGGACGGAGCAGAGCCCAACGCCAACUCCGUCACCGUCACCAACCUGCUCCGAGCAGCCUGUUACUCCGGCCACGCCGAGUGGGUGGAAAAAGCCGGGCAGAUCUUGGCUGCCUUCUCCGAGAGGCUGCAGAAGAUCCCGUUAGCCCUGCCAGAGAUGGCCCGGGCCACCGCCGUCUUCCACCACACCCUCAAACAGGUGGUGAUCUGCGGAGACCCCCAAGGAGAAGACACCAAAGAGAUGCUUCGCUGCGUGCACUCUGUCUUCAGCCCCAACAAGGUGCUGAUGUUGGCAGACGGGGACAGUGCCGGGUUCCUGUACCGCCAGUUGCCUUUCCUUUCGUCCCUGGAGAGGAAGGACGGGAAAGCCACCGCCUACCUCUGCAGCAACUCAGCCUGCUCCCUGCCCGUUACCUCGCCCCAGGAGCUGCGGGGGCUGCUCUGCCAGUGAGCCCCCCCCACCCCGACACCCUGUUUGCCAGCAGGAGGGUGAGGAGGAGAUGGAUGGACACCGGGCUGGGACCUGGGAAUGUGUUUGGGGGGGACACACAUCUGAAAGUCAUGCUGGGCAUGAGCUGGGGGGCUCCUGGCCAUGG
This is a messenger RNA of Anas platyrhynchos (mallard), 2538 nucleotides long. RefSeq names its product spermatogenesis associated 20 (gene SPATA20). The record is from RefSeq and is a predicted model, not a curated record. NCBI's taxonomy places the organism in Eukaryota, Metazoa, Chordata, Aves, Anseriformes, Anatidae. Gene Ontology annotation, biological process: carbohydrate metabolic process.